Hemiscyllium ocellatum (epaulette shark) is the source of this 1381-nucleotide messenger RNA. RefSeq names its product sarcospan (Kras oncogene-associated gene) (gene sspn). The record is from RefSeq and is a predicted model, not a curated record. Bases 85 to 804 code for a protein of 239 amino acids. The transcript has 3 exons. Gene Ontology annotation, cellular component: dystrophin-associated glycoprotein complex; sarcolemma. NCBI's taxonomy places the organism in Eukaryota, Metazoa, Chordata, Chondrichthyes, Orectolobiformes, Hemiscylliidae.
CGAGCAUCAACGCCCUACACACACACAUACACACAGCGUCUCGUUAGGAGCGGCUGGAACGGGGGGAAAAAAAAAACAAAAGCCAUGGGAGCGGACGGCAAGCAGCCGGAGAGAGAGCAGGGCAGAGACGGCGGGGAGAGCCCGGCGGCGGAGCCUCAGAAGAGCAGGCCAGGAGAAAGCAAAGCGGGAAGCGAGGAAGACGCUCACAAGUGUUGUGGCUGCCGCUUCCCCAUCCUCAUCGCCUUGUUGCAACUGGUCCUGGGCAUUACCAUUGCAGUGGUCGCCUUCAUAAUGAAAACUAUCAGCUCCUCCUUGCUGGCCAGGGACACCCCGUACUGGGUUGGCAUCAUUAUCUGUGUGGCUGCAUUACUUGGAUUCUACAUGUACUGCAUCACUUACCAAGUCGACGAGAAGACAACAUUACAGUUCAUCAUCAAGCUGAUGUACUUCCUGCUGUGCGCCCUUGGCCUGAUCCUCUGCAUCUCAGCUGUGGCCUUCGCUGCUCACCAUUACAACCAGAUCACUACAUUCAGCUGCCAGGUGACUCUCGAACACUGUGUUUGCAAACAGGAUCCAGACGACCUGAUCGCCCGCACUUUCCACUACAACGACGUGACCGACUGCGAGUCCGUCACCACGACGAUCAAACUCUACCUGCUCCUGCAGAUGGUUCUCAACCUAAUCUUGGCCAUUGUCUGCCUUGUGGCUUGUUACGUGAUGUGGAAGCACAGGUACCAAGUGUUCUUUGUUGGCCUAAGCUAUCACCCUUUUAAGGGUACCAAACAGCAGCAGUCGAAAGUAUAGUGUGGACAUUUGCAGACCCAACAUUGAACCUGAUGCACGUUUAUGAAAAGGAUGACAAAUUUGUCCAGUAUUCGCUACUUUUUGAACAAGUAAACUUGAUUGUAUAAAUGAACGUGUGUGCAAUUUUCCAAGCGCUUACGCAGGGAAGUGUGGUUCCACUAGGUGCAGUAUUUGUAUUCGCUGGGUUGUGUGUUACAGUGUUGUAUACCCACGCAGUCAAAAAUGAGUCUGAUAACACUUGGCUCUCAAAGUUCCAAGAGGGUUUCCAAAACAUAGAAGCAAGGAAUAAGGGGCUACGUUUUAAAAUGGUUCGCAGACUUUCACAUUCAAAUACCUUGCGGCACUGAGUCGUGAAAGGGGUAUUGUCACGAGACAACUGUUAGCUCACCUCUUCAGCCAGCCUCUGUUCCUGACUUGCCCUGAAAUCAACUAAGCAACACUGGAUGUAGGAGAUUGCUUCCUACAUUUUUGCCAGGCGUGACCCCAUCUUGGUGUUUGAAGGUUACUGAGGCCUUCCCCCCCCUUGUGAAGGGCUGGGGGUCCUGGGGAGAGGGGAGUGGGCCCAGUGGGAAAUGAU